Closterium sp. Naga37s-1 is the source of this 1494-nucleotide messenger RNA. NCBI's taxonomy places the organism in Eukaryota, Viridiplantae, Streptophyta, Zygnematophyceae, Desmidiales, Closteriaceae. The record is from the annotation of a GenBank genome assembly.
AUGGGCCAGAAACCCUCGCAUCACAGCAUGCCAGCUUCGCAGUGCUGCAAUCCUGUCAUUGUUCUCCCACCCAGCCGUCGCUCUCGCUCCCAUCCCGCCUUCACCUCUCCUAUUCACCUCACAGUCACUCAGUCCCACCCCGCGAUCUCCUCUUCCUUACUUCCCCGUCGUCGCCUCUCCCUCCUCCCCGUCGUCGCCUCUCCCUCCUCCCCGUCGUCGCCUCUCCCUCCUCCCCGUCGUCGCCUCUCCCUCCUCCCCGUCGUCGCCUCUCCCUCCUCCCCGUCGUCGCUUCUCCCUCCUCCCCGUCGUCGCCUCUCCCUCCUCCCCGUCGUCGCCUCUCCCUCCUCCCCGCCGUCGCCUUUCCCUCCUCCCCGCCGUCGCCUCUCCCUCCUCCCCGUCGUCGCCUUUCCCUCCUCCCCGCCGUCGCCUCUCCCUCCUCCCCGCCGUCGCCUUUCCCUCCUCCCCGCCGUCGCCUCUCCCUCCUCCCCGUCGUCGCCUUUCCCUCCUCCCCGCCGUCGCCUCUCCCUCCUCCCCGCCGUCGCCUUUCCCUCCUCCCCGCCGUCGCCUCUCCCUCCUCCCCGCCGUCGCCUCUCCCUCCUCCCCGCCGUCGCCUCUCCCUCCUCCCCGCCGUCGCCUCUCCCUCCUCCCCGCCGUCGCCUCUCCCUCCUCCCCGCCGUCGCCUCUCCCUCCUCCCCGCCGUCGCCUCUCCCUCCUCCCCGCCGUCGCCUCUCCCUCCUCCCCGCCGUCGCCUCUCCCUCCUCCCCGCCGUCGCCUCUCCCUCCUCCCCGCCGUCGCCUCUCCCUCCUCCCCGCCGUCGCCUCUCCCUCCUCCCCGCCGUCGCCUCUCCCUCCUCCCCGCCGUCGCCUCUCCUUCCUCCCCGCCGUCGCCUCUCCUUUCCUCCCCGCCGUCGCCUCUCCUUUCCUCUCCGCCGUCGCCUCUCCCUCCUCCCCGCCGUCGCCUCUCCCUCCCCCCCGCCGUCGCCUCUCCCUCCUCCGCGCCGUCGCCUCCUUCACUCCUCGUCGUCGCCUCUUUUCCCCUCCCCGCCGUCGCCUGUCCCUCCUCCCCGCCGUCGCCUCUUUUCCCCUCCCCGCCGUCGCCUCUCCCUCCUCCCCACCGUCGCCUCCGGCGGCAGAUUGGUCUCCUCUCGCAUUGCACUUUCAUUUGAAGAAGAGGAGAGACGGAGCGCGAGGGAGAGCAUGUACACGGGAGCGAACACGCAGGAAAGCGCGCGUGAGAGUGCGCGUGAGAGAGCGCACGAGAGAGCGCACGAGAGAGCGCACGAGAGAGCGCACGAGAGAGCACGUGAGGGAGCGCGUGCGAGUGAGAGUGCUCCUGAGAGUGCGCGUGAUAGAGCGCGUGAGAGAGCGCGUGCGCGUGAGAGAGCUCGUUAGAGUGCGCGUGAGAGAGCGCGUGAGAGUGCGGAUGAGAGUGCGCGUGAGGGAGCGCGUGAGAGUGCGAGUGAGAGUGCACGUGAGAGUGCACAUGAGAGUGUAA